Dromiciops gliroides (monito del monte) is the source of this 1813-nucleotide messenger RNA. RefSeq names its product G-protein coupled receptor 35-like. The coding region runs from base 109 to 1035 and encodes 308 amino acids. Gene Ontology annotation, biological process: chemokine-mediated signaling pathway; phospholipase C-activating G protein-coupled receptor signaling pathway; positive regulation of Rho protein signal transduction. Gene Ontology annotation, molecular function: chemokine receptor activity. The record is from RefSeq and is a predicted model, not a curated record. NCBI's taxonomy places the organism in Eukaryota, Metazoa, Chordata, Mammalia, Microbiotheria, Microbiotheriidae. Gene Ontology annotation, cellular component: membrane. The transcript has 2 exons.
CACCCAGCCGAGGGCACAGACCAGCUGUGCGAGAAGAAGAAGAGACUGAGGGAACCCUCCGCCCUCCUUGCGGAUUCACCGGCAGUGAUCGUAUUCACACAUCCUGGGAUGAACGGCACCUGGAACGAUACCUCAGAGAAUGACGGUCAGCCCCAGGAGACGGCCAUGACCGUGUACAUCUGCACUUUGCUGGUCCUGGGCAUUGUGUUCAAUUCCCUGGCUCUAUGGGUGUUCUGUUGCCGCAUGAGAAAGAAGUGGACAGAGACGGUCAUCUACAUGACCAACCUGGCCAUGGCCGACCUCUGCCUGCUCUGUGCCCUGCCUAUCAUGCUCUACUCACAAAGAGACAGCAAAGAAGACACUGUGCUGUGCAAGGUGUCCCAGAGCAUAUACCUGGUGAACAGGUACAUGAGCAUCAGCAUCAUCACCAUGAUUGCCGUGGACCGCUAUGUGGCCCUCCAGUUCCCGAUGCAGGCUAGGAGGCUGCGGUCCCCCACCUGCUCCGCCAUCAUCUGUGCUGUGCUCUGGGCUUUGGUCAUCAUCUCCAUGGUCACCCGCCUGGCCUGGCAGACCCAAGAUGGUGACUUCUGCUUUUCCAGCAAGAAUUUCAAGUUUGUGAAGAUGUCCAUCUUCUCCCUGCUUGCCUUCUUCAUCCCCCUCAUCAUCCUGACCUUCUGUUCAGUUCAGGUGAUUGUGAGCCUGGUAAGGAAGAAGAAGACAGAUGCCCACGAGAAGAAGGCCAUUCAUAAGGCCAUCUGCAUGAUCAGUGCUAACCUGCUCGUCUUCCUGGCCUGCUUCCUGCCCAUGCAUGUGGCCUUGACUGUGCGGCUCUUCCUGAACAACAAGGAUGCCAACACACACAUCUGGCAGGAUAUCAUCUCGAUCACUUCGCGCUUGUCCAAUGCCAACUGCUGCCUUGAUGCCAUCUGCUACUAUUUUGUGGCCAAGGAAUUCCAGGAGGCAUCGGUCCAAACCAUUUCCAUUUUGUCCAGGUCGUACAAGCUCCAAGACUCAACACAGGCAUCUAUUGCUUAACCAGCAUAGACAUCAGAGCUGCUGCAGCUGCUUCUUGAACCUAGAUCCCUGAGGUGGGCUGGGGAGAGGGGAGUGUCUGGUCUUAGAGGACUACAUGUUCUGCCGUUACUACCUGCUUUACUGUCCAGCGUGUACCACCCCCCCCCCCGCCCCCACCAAAGUCCUGGGGCUGGGUUUCAGCAUUCCCAGGUUCUAGUGCAAGGUCUUGCCAUUCUAUUUCCUCAUCUAGAAAAUGGGCAGAAGGCCUCACAGGACUGUUCUGGGAAUGCAAGGAAAUGAUGGGUACAGAAAGAUGCUUUGGAAAGGUAGCCUCGUGUGACUGUGGAAGGUCUCUCUUAGCCGUAUAAGAGUCAAGCUGGACUAUAACAUUCCUCAAAGUAAGACGCUUCCCCUGCUCCUUGUUGCCUCCUGGGUAAAGUAAACCCUUUGCCUAACUUUCAUAUACAAUGCAUUCCAACCAGACUGGCCUUGCUGGUCCCAAGCCUGUCAGUCAUCUCCCACCUCCAUGCCUUUGCAUUGGCUGUGUCUGCUGGAAUCCCUGGCUCAGCAACAGGCAUUUCCUGAUGCCCUCAUUGUGCGUGGACCCCUCCUCCAGUCACUUUGUAUGUAUUUGGUGUCUCACUUGUCCUUACUAGACUAUGAAUGUGGGAUAUGCCCCAAAAGAACCAGGAGAACCAUCUGGUUUGGGUCUUGAAUCCCCAGUGCCUAGCACAGUGCUCGGCAUAUAGUAGGUGGUUUUUUCUUUUCCUUUUCUUAGUGAGGCAAUUGGGGUUAAGUG